Talaromyces amestolkiae is the source of this 390-nucleotide messenger RNA. RefSeq lists its product as uncharacterized. The coding region runs from base 1 to 390 and encodes 129 amino acids. Lineage: Eukaryota; Fungi; Ascomycota; Eurotiomycetes; Eurotiales; Trichocomaceae. The record is from RefSeq and is a predicted model, not a curated record. The transcript has 2 exons.
AUGAAGUUCUCUCUUCUCGCGAUCCCAGCGCUGAUUGCCUGCGCAACAGCUUACAAUCUGACUGUCUAUACCGACGAUAGCUGCUCAGAGGGAGCCGCAGAUUUCAGCGGGCCUGACUUCCAAGGCGACCAAGGCACAGUAGGCCAUUGCGUCCAAAUCGGGUUCCAAGCGAAGAGCAUAUGGUUCGUAUCAGAUACCGACACAGAGCAACAAUUCAGUGCUUGGAACACUCCUGAGGAGCCCUGUGUCGCAAGCGAAAAGGGGCAAAACGAAGCCGAUGUUACCCUGUAUACGGGCCAGCCAUCUGGUUCGGAGUGUCAAUCUACCGUGGAUGGAGCGUAUAGCACCCCGGAUGGCGUUGCACAGUUUCUUGUUGGUGUUGUUGGUUGA